This is a messenger RNA of Megachile rotundata (alfalfa leafcutting bee), 2527 nucleotides long. It is a transcript of the gene eRF1, whose product is annotated as eukaryotic release factor 1. NCBI's taxonomy places the organism in Eukaryota, Metazoa, Arthropoda, Insecta, Hymenoptera, Megachilidae. Gene Ontology annotation, biological process: translational termination. Gene Ontology annotation, molecular function: translation release factor activity. The record is from RefSeq and is a predicted model, not a curated record.
CACCCUUACGGUACAACCAUCCACCGAAGUACUGACGUUUCGCUGUGCCAUCGCAUGGCCGACGUGUGCAUUCCGAGAUUCGCUUUCGCGUGGUACCCGCUGUGUCACAAGUAUCGCUUUUAAAACGAAAUACUUGUGGCAAACAUCAACAUACUGAUCUCAAAAGAAAAAUUUGUAGAUCCGGCUUUCACGACGACGUGGACCACCUUUCCAGGCUUUGUCCCGUUGGUGAUAUAAGAUUAAUUUGCUAGAAAUUCAUAAGCCGCGACCACGCGACACAACGCGCAGCAAUGUCCAACGAGGAGACUUCCGCUGACCGCAAUGUUGAGAUCUGGAAAAUUAAGAAACUCAUAAAAAGCCUUGAAAUGGCUAGGGGGAAUGGAACUAGCAUGAUUUCAUUAAUCAUUCCUCCAAAAGAUCAAAUAUCAAGAGUAAGCAAAAUGUUAGCAGAUGAGUUUGGAACUGCGUCAAAUAUUAAGUCUCGUGUAAAUAGACUCUCUGUUUUGGGUGCAAUCACAUCGGUCCAGCAUAGGCUAAAAUUAUAUACUAAAGUACCUCCAAAUGGCCUGGUAAUAUACUGUGGCACCAUUGUAACAGAGGAAGGAAAAGAAAAGAAAGUUAAUAUUGAUUUUGAACCUUUUAAACCUAUUAAUACUUCUCUUUAUCUUUGUGAUAACAAGUUCCACACUGAAGCACUUACAGCAUUGCUUGCUGAUGAUAACAAAUUUGGUUUUAUAGUAAUGGAUGGUAAUGGAGCAUUAUUCGGUACACUACAAGGAAAUACCCGCGAAGUUCUACAUAAAUUUACUGUAGAUCUUCCAAAAAAGCAUGGCAGGGGUGGACAGUCAGCUCUCCGUUUUGCUCGAUUACGUAUGGAGAAGCGACACAACUAUGUUCGAAAAGUUGCGGAAGUUGCUACUCAACUGUAUAUUACUAAUGAUAAACCUAAUAUUGCCGGUUUGAUUUUAGCGGGUAGUGCUGACUUUAAAACGGAACUUAGUCAGUCCGAUAUGUUUGAUCCGAGAUUGCAAGCGAAAGUUAUAAAAUUAGUGGAUGUUUCGUAUGGUGGAGAAAAUGGUUUUAAUCAAGCUAUUGAAUUAGCUGCUGAAUCUUUACAGAAUGUAAAAUUCAUACAAGAGAAGAAAUUAAUUGGUCGUUAUUUCGAUGAAAUUUCACAAGACACAGGAAAAUAUUGUUUUGGUGUAGAAGAUACUCUAAGAGCAUUAGAAUUAGGUAGCGUGGAAACUCUUAUUUGUUGGGAAAAUUUAGAUAUUCAGAGAUAUGUCUUAAAAAAUCAUACAAAUGCAGAAGAAAAAGUUUUGCAUUUAACGCCUGAACAAGAAAAAGACAAGACUCAUUUUACUGAUAAAGAAAGCGGAGUAGAGUUGGAGCUCGUAGAAUGUCAACCCCUACUUGAAUGGCUUGCAAACAACUACAAAAGUUUCGGCGCCACUUUGGAAAUCAUUACUGACAAAUCUCAAGAAGGUUCUCAGUUUGUUAGAGGUUUUGGCGGUAUCGGAGGUAUAUUGCGGUACAAAGUGGACUUUCAGAGUAUGCAGUUGGAAGAUGUUGAAGUUGACAGUUUUGAUCUGGAUGACUAUUAAAUCCGUGACUCGACAGACAGUUCUUUUAGCUUCAGAGGAAAACAUAAGUAUAUGUUCUCCCCUUGCAUCAUACUUCAAGGAAAGCACAUAGAAGGACAUGUUUAUAAAAUUCAUAUGAUGCAGUACAUACAUCAUUGAAAUUACUCAUUAGACAGUUCAUUCAAACAAUUCACAAUCGAUACACCAAAAUUAAAGAAACAAAAAGGCUCAACACGUGGCGCGCCGAUAAUCCAUGUCCAUGAAGAAAGAAAAAAAAAGGCAACUCGACUGUGACACUUAAUUAGCCAGCUUGAUACCUGCCUAUUUCACACAACAUUACCUUCUAUUGCAAUUAUAUUCUUUAAUUAUUCAAAUGGAUUUAUUUAACUAAUUACACGCGCUACAAUGCUGAAUAUAUGUUUGAACGAUACACGGUUUGGGAUAUCAUAAUUUUUGUAUCAAAUUGAUGUUCAUAAUUUCGUCAUGGAUUUUAUGAUUAAAAAGAAAGAUAAAUACUCGGCAGCACGAGGAUGAAUGUAGCGUUAUUUUUGUUCAGACAACAAUCAUGGAGAAAGCUGUAAUAAACUGAUUAUUAUAAACAUAAAGUUGCGUAUCGUGCAUUCUAUACCGAUUACUAAAUUCAUAUGAAUAAUAAAGAGUUCUGUACAUAGACUUAAAUUUUUAAUGGCACUGUUGCCUUAGACAUAAGUUAAGAUUGCGUAAUAUCCCGGAAAAAGAGAACAUCUUUCCGACUCACCGAGUGAUACACAUGUAAACAUAAGAGAAUUCUUUCGUAAAAACUACAUUAACUUCGCUGGCUAUCGACUCUUAUAUUUUGUACAUUCACAAUUGUAUAUAACAAAUGCUCCGCAAAUGUAUCGAAAUGUAUCUUUUCGAUUGUUAUAACGGUGCACUCUAUUAGUAAAGAAGUAUCUUCUGCAAUA